AUGCACCUGCUCCCGCUGGUUCUUGCGGCUGCUGUCAUCCUUGCUCUUGCCGGCUCUACUCUUGCCUUCCCCUCGCGGGUCUAUGGCAUCGACGUCUCCCAGCCGGUCUCCACCGACUCGAUGCGCUGCCUUGUGAACCUCAACCUGACCUACACCGUUGUCCGUGCCUGGCACUCGACCGGCAGGCCCGACACCAACGCCCCGGGCACCGUCGCCGCCGCAUGGGCAGGCGGCAUGCACGAUGUCGACGUGUACAUGUUCUGCGGCAACCCGCAGGGUCAGGUUCAGGACCUGCACACAUUCCUCAGCGAGCACAAUGUCCGCUUCGGUAUGGUCUGGCUCGACAUCGAGGGCCCGGGCCUGUACUGGGGCCACGAUCUCGACGCCAACGCCCAGUUCAUCCAGGACCUCAUCUCCGAGGCCCGCGCUGUCGGCUUCCACCUGGGCAUGUACACUUCGCUCUCGCAGUACCCGGGCAUCGUUGGCUCUGGCACCUUUGCCUCGGAUCUUCCGCUCUGGUACGCCGACUACGACGGCGUCCCGUCGUUUGACGACUUUCGGCCCUUCAACGGCUGGUCCCAUCCCGCUAUCAAGCAAUUCUCCGACGCUGGCAGCAAGUGUGGCGCGUCGUACGACAUCAACUGGUACCCCGCCUAA
This is a messenger RNA of Thecamonas trahens ATCC 50062, 657 nucleotides long. RefSeq names its product lysozyme. Gene Ontology annotation, biological process: signal transduction; cell wall macromolecule catabolic process; peptidoglycan catabolic process. The coding region runs from base 1 to 657 and encodes 218 amino acids. The record is from RefSeq and is a predicted model, not a curated record. Gene Ontology annotation, molecular function: lysozyme activity. The transcript has 4 exons. NCBI's taxonomy places the organism in Eukaryota, Apusomonadida, Apusomonadidae.